AUGCUGCGGAGAAUUUUAGCCGCAUAUUUGGUCGUAGUUGCGGUAUGCAAAAACACAGUAGACCCGAAAGUGUCGGCGGAGAAAUUAAAACGUGUUGAAGGAACAAAUUCGUAUGAACUCGAUGUAAAAGACGACGACAUGAUGGUGAUGUAUCAGAAAUGGAUGGACACUGGAAUGAGUUCGUUACUAAGCGCCAUCGCUAAUAAGAAGUAGGUCAACGAUGAUCUUGAAAUGUGAUUUUAGACUAAAGAAACAUCGAAAAUCAACCUCCGAUAAAUUUGGAGAGUGCUCCUCAAAAGCAGAUGACGUCAUAAAGCAGGCAAAAUGUUUGAAGAAACUUUUGAAACACAAAUUUGACACGCCAAAGCCCAAAAAAAUCAACCGCUUUGAUCGGUAUCGACCCCAUAAAAUUGGUGAAGAGAUGGAAGAAAGCGGUUUCACACAACAAUUGGAUGAUAAUACAGUCAGAAAAAAACGAGACGUCAAAUCAGCAAGUGGAUACAAGAUAAAGAAGAAUAAGGUCGUGAUGACACCGAUGAUGCAGGUAAGAAGAAAGAUCUGUCUGAAUAACAAUGCUUUCAGAUAGCAGAAAGCAUCUACGAUUCAAUAAAACGCUCGUCGAACAAAACAGAACUCCCCAAAUGGCAAGACACGAUAGAAAACAUCAGAAACAACGGCCAAGCUUUGAAGAAAAAGAAGAAAGAACUUGAAGAUAAAAGUGAUGAAAGUCUGGACGCUCUGGGCUUGCAAGGAGUCAAGCAUCACCUCAACAACGAGGACAUAGACUUUGACGGAGAUUUGGAAGACAUUCAGAAAGAUCCGAUCAAGUUUAAGAAAUUGAUGGCCGACAUAAAGAAAAAGAAAGGAAAUACACCAGAGUCAAAGGCCAUGGAUAUUGUGAGGAGCGCCAUGGAGCUGGGCUACAAGCUGGCUGGAAAGGACACAUCGAAAUUUUACAACAGCUCAAUGAAAAUUGCCUCACCUAAGUUUUUCGAGCUAUUUCCGGAAAAGGACAAUGAUACGGUAAGCCGACGACUAAUAAAACAGCGCUGCAAAAACGGAAUGCAGUGCAGUGGGCAAAAACAUUACAAAGGAGUUCUGGGUUAUCGUCUUCGUAAAACGUUUGUAUCUUAUUGGCUCUUUUGGACAUUCAUCUAAAACCGGACCUUCCUUUGCGAACGGGGAAACUCUCUUUGUCGGAAAUAAAAUGGGUUAAUUUUCGAGCAAGAGAGAGAGCACUUUUCUCUGUCGAUAUGAGGCUCACCUAAUAACUUUUAGGUCAGCCUGAUAUCGCCUUCCUUGUUCGCUCUUCAUGAAAGCGAUGAUCCAAUCGAGAAUCUGACGAGUAUUCCCAAUAUUAUGAAAGCAUUUGGCCUUCAAGAACAGCAAAUUUUCCUUGAUAUCAUUAUGGAAGCGGCUGGUGUCAACGAAAAAUCGGAAGACAUUAAAAAGGUAAUUCUGGGAAACUCCAGAUCAGUAACUUAGAAAUCAACCGAUUAUAGCAGCUGAAAGAAACAAGUAAAAAUCAAACCGAGCAAAUGUAUGAUGCGAUGAAGAAUAUGGUGGAUGAAAACAACGUCCCAUUGUAUCCGACGGAACAAAAUGCUACUGCAAUGGGACAAUCGCCGGAGAUGUUCGAGUUCUGGCAGAAACUACGCGAUUCCUACACUAAAGAUCAACUAAGGGAGCUGAAUCAUACCGGCUACGCUGUGCUGAGCAAACAGCAGAUUACUGCACUCUAUGGGCCGCAAUCUCAUUUGUACAACGAGACCAAAUACAAUCUGCUGAUGAGCAUGACUGAAGAGGAGGUUCACGAGGAAAUGGAGAAGCAAAUAGAAAUGAUGGCCGAGAUGGAGAGCUUCAAACUCCGUAAAAAGGAUAUCGUUUUAGCACCAACACUGUUCACAUGGGUGGUACUGAACGCCCCGUUGGCAUCUCAGCCCUUCAUUCUGUCCCCGCUGCUGUUCGACCCGAUUAUCCUAUCGCCCUCAAUCUGGGGCGCUAUAAUUUUGACGCCUUGGGUGUUCGUCCCCUUCGUCUUGUCCCCUCGUGUUUUGGGUUGCAUCAUUCUGUCCCCAUGGUUAUUCUCUCCUCUCAUCUUGACACCUAUCGCACUCCAUCCGGCUAUCCUUUCCCCCGGCGUGUUCAAUCCCCUAAUCCUAUCGCCGCUAGUGAUGGUCCCUUUCAUUUUGUCGCCUCAAGUUUUUACCCCAAUCAUCCUGGCGCCCCUUUGCAUGGACCCGAUUAUCUUGAAUCCAUUGGUCGGAUCCCCGUUAAUUUUGUCUCCUUUUGUCCUAACACCAACUAUAUUAUCACCUCACGUCCUCGGGGGUCUCAUUCUCAGCCCAUACGCGCUCUCGCCGGUUAUCCUAUCGCCUUUAGUGGCGUUUGUGGCCUUCCUAUCUCCCAGCUGGCUAAGUUAG
Molecule: messenger RNA, 2423 nt
Organism: Bursaphelenchus xylophilus (pine wood nematode)
Lineage: Eukaryota; Metazoa; Nematoda; Chromadorea; Rhabditida; Aphelenchoididae
Source: the annotation of a GenBank genome assembly